CGAGGCCGGCACCGUGGGACUUCGGAGCCCGCGGGCCGCGAUGCGGGGCAGGCGCUGCAGCCCGCCUGGCCGAGCGGACCGAGCGUCCGUGCCCGAGGGGCGCUCGGGGGAGCCUGAGCGGCGGCUCGGGACGGGGCUGCCCCGCCCCCGGCCGCUCCAAGCCCCGCGGCCAGCCCGGGACCUGCCGCCCCUGCCCGGUCCCCGUCCCGCUGCGCAGCCGCCGAGCUCCCGCCAGCCCCUCGGCUGCCCUUCCCGGCCCCUCACGGCGGCGCCCGGGCUACAAAUGGCGCCCGCCUCGCUCUCCCUGCGAGCGCGGCUCGGCUGCGGGGAGCGCCCGCCUCGGGUCCGCCGAGCCCGCCGCUGCCGGGCCGGGGCCAUGGCAGCGCCCGGCUGCGCCGCCGCCACUUACCGGCUAGGUUCCGCGGGCGGCAGCCGCCGGGCCGGAGAGAGCAGGAGGCGCGAUCCGCGAACCCGCGGGCCGGGCUCUGUGUGGCUUCAAUGCAAGUGGCGGGUCCCGCCGCCCCAAACCCUGGAAGCCCGAGCGCGAGAGAAACAAAAGGCAAUUCACGGGAGCGUUUUAGGACACCAGCGAAAGGCUCCUUUGCUGGAUGUGAACCGGGAGGUCCCUUCAACUUUCAAAAUGAAAUGACAUCUCUUGUUCACAGUUGUAGAGACUGGAUAGCUCUUCCCCCCCCACCCAUUAUAGACUCUCCCUGCAUGGCCUAAGAUUGCAGAGUGGGAGACAAGUCAACUUGUCACUUCAUUUUCUUUUAAGCUAUUUAUUAGAAUGCUUGGGAUACAGAUUGUCAUUGUUUCACUUUCCUUGAAAUGGGAAUUGCAAAUAAUUAUAUGGAUAGAAAUGUUUAUGUUUUCACUGUGUCUUCCAUUAUAAUUCCCGCUGAAAUGUUAUACCCCUCAAGAAAAGCACUGUGACAAAUUACAGCACUGAUUCAGAAAAUCCCACAGGGCCACCAGCAAACCAUCUACUUAAAUCAUACACCUAACAUAUCUAUGGGAAAAGGAACAAUCAUACUAUGUUCUCAUUGUUAGCAUAAUAUUUAUUUAAUUUUUGUUUUGUUCUUUAGCUAGAAAAGAACUGGACUACAUACAACAAUAUAAACAUAUAUAGUACAUAUACAAUUUAACAUACAAUAAAGACAUUCAGUAAUGCACCACUG
This is a messenger RNA of Chelonia mydas (Green sea turtle), 1178 nucleotides long. RefSeq names its product translation initiation factor IF-2-like. Bases 41 to 649 code for a protein of 202 amino acids. NCBI's taxonomy places the organism in Eukaryota, Metazoa, Chordata, Testudines, Cheloniidae. The transcript has 2 exons. The record is from RefSeq and is a predicted model, not a curated record.